UCUCCUAACACCUGAGCCUAGGGCGCCUCCAUCAUGCCGUUCGUGAGCAGCUACGAGAAGAGUUUCAGCGGAACCUCAUCCUUCCCCAGGACGAUUCUACUGUUAUUUUCUUUCCCCGGCUCUCCUAUAGUCUAGAUCCUACGGGUCUGGAUAUUCAUCCUACGAGAGAAAACCUAGCUGGGAGCGUCCCUCAUCCCUUUACUCCACAUCGGACUCAUCCUACUCUAAACCAAGCUAUUCAACUUCAAAUGUCUACAUGGCGUCCAGAUCCAGUAACAAUCUUUCGUCUAGUCCAGCCUACUCUUGGAGAGAUAGUAUUAAGACGGAUAAACCAUCCUACGAAAAACCUUCUAGGUUCGGAGAAGAGAAAACUAAUCUUUACAGUGAGAAACCAUCUAGACUUGCAGAAGAUAGAUCAAACUAUCAGGAUAAAGUUUCCAGGUUUGAUACUACUAAACCGUCCUACUCCUGGAGAGAUAAUUUAAGAACUGAAAAACCCUCCUAUGAGGAGAAACCUAAGUACAGUGAAGAUACCAGUAGUAAACCUUACUCCUGGAGAGACAGCUACAGAAGUGAUAAAACCUCGUAUGAGGAGAAACCUGUUGUUGAAAGUAAACCUGCAUAUUCUUGGAGAGAUUCUUUAAGGACGGAUAAAGGAUUAGAAUCCUCUAAUAUUAGUAAAGCACAAGAUAUUUUAGAUGAUAAUAGAUUAAGUAGAACACUGGAAAGACGAGCAUCAAAGAAGGAAACAGUUCCUGGAUAUGAAAGUGCACUUCAGAGAACCCUGGACAGAUCAUCAAACAUUUCAGAGAGAAUAGAGCAAACCUUGAGCAAACACAAUGCAAGCAGUUAUCAGGAACCUUCGGUCUGGAGAACUAGAGAGCAGAGCACAGCUAGGACGGAUAGUCAGGAUCCAUCAAGAUCCAAGUACCUACAGGACAGAGGAACCUCUCCUGAAUCUGAUGUUGUGCAGGUGAGUAGGAUAGGACGGGACUCAGAACCAUAUUCAGUUCGGUUAACUAAAUAUGUGAACCCUGUGAAACAAGACAUAGGUUUACAAACUGAACAAUAUUAUCUCAAGAAAAGAUCUGAAGCAGAUUUAGAAAGUUUUGAUUACUUUGAUCAUGUCAAGAAAACUAUGCAAUAUAUCACAAAUAAUCCAGUUGAAAAGCAAAAACUAGAAGAACGAAUAGAACUGUUUAACUCUACUGAUAAGGAAGAAAAGUUCUCCUAUAAAAAGGCCGGUAUGACGGGAUUCCUUCCAAACCAAGAACCUGCCAGCACACCGAAAUCUUAUUCAAACGGAGUUAAAGAACCGGAACCUUUAGAGGAGAGAAAACCAUUCAGGUACAGUGAUAGGCUUCAUAGUUCCAACUCAAGCUCCGGAUACGGACAUUCUCCAGUUCCUACUGGAUUCGAAACUCUUAAUGGUAACUCGACCAGUGAUACUAGCAAUGUAACCAAUACUACCAACGGUUACGAGUCUGAAUACUCUUCAAGAAAGAAACAAUUAAAUCAAGAUCCACUCAGUUACCUGGACUCAAUGGAUCUGGAUUCAGACAAAGAAGAAGAAGAAGUAAAACCUCCUGAUAAAGUCUAUGAGUUCGAGACGAAAACAAUUAAUAAAAAGGAAGAUGAUAAGGAAGAAAAGGAGGAUAAAAAUGAAGAGGAAGAAGAAGAGGAAGAGGAGGAGGGAGAUAACUCUGAAAAAAUAUUAAACGGACGGCUAGAAAUAGGUAUUACAAUUAAUGAUCCAAAACCAUCCUAUACUAUAGAUAAACAUGAAGAACAAGAGAAACAAAAUGAAGCAAACACUUUUAUUGGAGCAACAGUUGAUAUUGAUGAUCUAUUAUCUAGAACUUCUCAUUUCUUUGCAUACGAUGGAUCCCCUGUAGAGUUCGAACAGGAGGCGACUGUUGAGGUCGGAGAUAUCAAGGAAGCUAAAGAAGCUCCGGGUGGUGAUCUGAGUACUAAUCCUACACCUAAACAUUCAUCCAAAUAUCUUGAUGACGCGCCAUGGUGGGAAAAUAAGAAGGACGAGGAUGAGGAAACGGAAGAGAAAGGAGAACACAUAAACGAGGAGGAAGGGUCGGAACAGAAAGCUACAAAGAAUGAAGAUUAUUAUGAAGAGGAAGGAGUGGAGGAAGAGGAGGAAGAUGAAGAGGAGGAUGAGGAGGAGGAAGGAGAAGAAGAAGGCGACUGGGAAUAUUAUUACAGUGAUAAUGAUGAACGUCCAGAAGAAGAGCAGUUUGAAUCAGUAAAAGAAGAAAUCCCAAACCAAGAAGAGAAGGAUGAAAAAGCAGGAUGGAUUAUGGAUUGUAUGAAACAGAUAAUUCCCAGUAUACCAACUAAACCUGCAAAGAAGGUUGAGGAUUCAGAUGACUCUGAUGACCAGGAUUAUGCAAACUUUGAUGAAAUCAAGGUUGUGGAGAACGUUUACUCCGAGUACCAUGGUUACAGAGAUUGGCUAAAAGAUGCAACGGUUGAGAUAGGAAAAGAACCCUUGCUCCAGGAACUAGAAACUUCUGACCAAGUAUCCCCUCAGGACCUGGAGAACCCCCAAACUGAGAAUAAGAUGAAAACCAAAGCUAAAAACCUUGUACAAAAGUUGAAUGAAUCCGACGAUACUGCGCUGAAACAAGUUCUCUUUUCCCUUAAAUCUCUGUUUCAAUCCGAAUCUGAUUUAGUUUUUGAAUUUGUGGAGGAAGGAGGAUUAACUAGACUAGUAGAUCUAGGGAUAAAUCAGAACGAAUCACAACUACAGAACUUUGUUCUCCGGGCUCUAGGACAACUGAUGCUUUAUGUUGAUGGGAUGAAAGGAGUUAUGGAACAUAUUUCUGCUAUUGAGUUACUCUAUAAGCUGAUUUCCUCUCAAAAUAAGCUGGUAGUUAAGACUGCUAUCAAGUUACUUCUUGUUUUUAUAGAUUAUAACGAGUCCAACUACCUCAUUCUACUUCAAGCAAUCAACAACGUAGCAACACAGGACGAAGGAAUCCCUUGGAGUUAUCUCAUCAAAUUAAUGACCAAUGAAAACUUUGACCCUGAGCUCGCCACCUUUGCUCUAACGCUCGUGAAUAAAACGUUAUAUGAGAUAGAUGAUCAGAAUACAUUCUACGAGCAGACUGAUUACAUGGAGGAUCUAGGUAUAGAAUAUAUUACUGAGAUGACGAGCGAUGAUAAUUUCCCCAACUCGCUCCUUGAAGAGAUUCAGCUGUAUAACGUAGCACUGAAACAGGAGGACGGAGAACAAGUGACGGAGGAAGAUAUUUCAGCUUUGUAUCAGGAUUCAUCUCUCCGACUCAGAACCUCGUUAAGAACAAAAACAAACUCCUACAAGCCCCGUAAAUCUCUGAGAUACAAAAUAUCCCAGGUUAAAAACGCAGAAGCAGAUAAUCAGGGAGAUAUCGAGGAGGUUGGGUUCAAUGAUCUCAAGAGGAUACUCGCAAAGAAUGGUUUACCUGUCAGUCCAUCAGGAGAUUCUCUAAACCAACUCACAGAGAGUUUAACACUGAGCGGGUUCCUACAGAAAGCCAAGGAUGCUUUUAUCGCUAAGAUCAGCAAGGGUGAGACCGGGAGCCCUGUUCCACCAGAGAGUCCGCAACCAGAUGAACGGGAAGGAGAACUUCAAUGGCAGCAAAUACAAACCAAAUCUGAUCGUCCAUUAAUUAUCUGUGAUCUUGACUUUACGGACCUCAAGUACGAGGAGGAGGAACAACAAGAGAAUAAAAACAUGAAUGGAGUUCCAGUUCCUCCUCCACUUCCUCCCCCUGCUCCUCCCAAGGCUCCACCCCCACCCGGAUCUACGGGACUACCUACACCCCUACCCAUGGUACCCAAAGAUAAAACAUUGAACUCUAUCUCUAAUUAUAGAAAAACUAAGAAAACAAUAAAAUUGUUCUGGAGAGAGUUAAGACAGAGACAGGAUGGAGUAAAUACGGUUUGGGACGAACUCCUUCCUAUCUCUGUAGAUCACAAGGUUCUGGAAUACUUGUUUGAAUCCAGGGGCAAGGAAACUAUAGUGAAGGAGACAAGUAAGAUUCAAACUGGUCCCGUCAGAGAAAUUGUAGUUCUUGAACACAAGAGAUCAAACUUUAUAAAUAUUGGGAUGACUAAACUACCACCUCCCAGGAUUAUAAAAGAGUCUGUGAUGAAGAUGGAUAGUUCGAUCAUAAACAAGGAGGGGAUUGAGAAGCUACUGACGAUGCUUCCCAGUGAGGAGGAGAUCAGUAGGAUAGAGGAGGCCCAGGAGCAGACCCCGGAGCUUCCCCUGGGAACUGCAGAACAGUUCUUGAUCACGCUCAGUUCUAUUUCAGGACUAGAGGCUAGACUCAGGCUCUGGGCGUUUAAACUUGAUUUUGUUGUUGUAGAGAAGGAAAUAUGUGAACCUCUAGGGGAUCUCAAGCAGGGCCUGGAUAUACUUAAGUCUAGUGUUACAUUUAACGCUAUUCUUAGUGUUAUUCUUGAAAUAGGAAACUUUCUGAACGGAACCGAGUCUAAAGGAUUUCAGAUUGAUUACCUGGCCAAGGUUACUGAAGUCAAGGACACGGUUCACAAACAUUCCAUGAUGUAUCAUCUCACAUUCUGGCUCCUGGAAAGCAUACCAAACCUUAGUGAUCUUUACUCCGAGAUAGGACCAGUCACUAGAGCAUCAAAAACAGACUUUGAAGAGCUUUCUUCUACCCUGAUAAGGAUGGAAGAAGAGUGUAAGAGCGCCUGGGAUUAUUUAAAAAUAAUAACAAAGUUCGAUAUAAGCCACGGAGAUGGAGAGGGAGGAAACAAGAACAAAAUAUCGGAAUUUCUAACCGACGCUGCAGAGAGAAUUAUCGUUAUGCAGAAAAUCAACAAAAUUUUAAAGAAAAGUUUUCAAGAGUUUUUAAUCUGGUUGGGAAUACCAAAGAGUCAGACUCAUGAGUUUAAGGUGAAUCAUGUGUGUAAAACUAUAUCCGAGUUCGCUCUUGAGUUUAGAACAUCUCGUGAAAGAGCUCAGCAAACCUUAAAGUUUAAAAGAGAAGCGAAGGAGCGGAAUAGAUCCCGAGUUAAGCUCCAUGAGCUUGUAAAGAACUCUUCCAAAGGUGAUUUGAACCUACUGCUCGGGGAGAUAGAUGAACCCAGAAAAAAGAAGAAGCACAGAGAACAUAGGAGAAGACGAGAGGAGAAGGACGAGGUGGAAGGGAAAGAACCAAGAGAACGAAGACACAGAGAAGAUGGAGAACACAGAGAAAGGAGAAGAAGAGAAAAAGAGAGCCUGGUGUCCAGGUUGGAUGGAACUAGGAGCAGGGAAGACAGAGAUAUUCAACCUGUUUUGCCUGCUCCGUCGGAUGAAACCGAAGGGGUGGGACGGGUCGAACACAGGCGGAGACGGAGAAGAGAAGAUAUUCCGUUAGAAUCCACCCUUCCUGCAGUAGAACCUGAGGAGAAGGAGAAGAGACGGAAGAAGAAGGUUUCCAGGAAUGUUUCUGAGCAAACAGUUCAACUAAUGAACGGUCAGUCUAUACCGGAGACUGAAGUAGAUGCUGGUCUAUUCCAGAGCUUGAUGGAUAUGGGACGGGUUAAACUAAGGAGAAACGGAGAAAGAAGACGCUCCACAAAAGUUAGGGAGUCCUCCUUGUGUCCGGAACUGAUGAGAUCUAGGACUAGGGAGAAUACGGACCGUUUACUCCAGGAACCAGAUUGAACAGAAAAUUCCUCGGAUUUGUGCAUUCCAAGAUAUAUGGCAGAAACUUGUAGAUCAACAUAAACCUUCUCCUAUAUCAACUCUCAACUAAGACGUACUUGAUGAAUUCUAACUAGCAUGGAGCUGUCAACUCAAUUAUAGAUAAUCCGGCAGUCUUUUAAAAAAUAUAUAUUGUACGUUUUAUAAUCUACAAAAAUAUAUAUAAACUAUACUCACA
Messenger RNA from Eurytemora carolleeae, 5891 nucleotides. RefSeq lists its product as uncharacterized. The record is from RefSeq and is a predicted model, not a curated record. Gene Ontology annotation, biological process: actin filament network formation; cortical actin cytoskeleton organization. The transcript has 8 exons. Gene Ontology annotation, cellular component: cytoplasm; cytoskeleton. NCBI's taxonomy places the organism in Eukaryota, Metazoa, Arthropoda, Copepoda, Calanoida, Temoridae. Gene Ontology annotation, molecular function: actin filament binding; small GTPase binding. Bases 257 to 5674 code for a protein of 1805 amino acids.